AUGCUGGGAUUAGCUGUGUGCUCGGACCUGUCUGCUGGGGAGCCAGGCCAGCUGCCAGGAGCACAGCCAAGAGAGAGGUGGGUACCAUGUCCCACUAAGUUCUCAUCUCACAGGUGGCACAGAGAGCUGGCGUUGAAUGCAAUGAGCAACCACAGCGUCCUCAGGGACUUCAUGCUGCUGGGCUUCUCUCAUCUCCAUGAGUUCCAGGUGGUCCUGUUUGCCUUCAUCCUGCUGAUCUACAUGCUGACGGUGCUGGGGAACCUGGCCAUCGUCACCCUCACCUGCCUGGACUCCCGCCUUCACUCGCCCAUGUACUUCUUCCUCUGCAAUUUCUCGCUCAUGGAGGUUCUGGUCAUCUCCAUGGUGGUGCCCAGGAUGCUGGCAGACCUGCUGUCCACGAGCAAGACCAUGUCGCUGGCUGAGUGCCUGACCCAGUACUUCUUCUACUUCUCCCUGGGCUCCACCAACUUCCUGAUCCUCACGGUCGUGGCCUUCAACCUCUACGUGGCCAUCUGCCACCCCCUGCACUACCCCACCAUCAUGAGUCGCCCAGUCUGCGUGAAGCUGGUGGUGGCCUGCUGGGUGGUGGGCUUCCUCUCCAUCAUCUCCCCGACCCUGUAGAAGACACAGCUCUGGUUCUGUGGCCCGAACGUCAUCGACCACUACUUCUGUGACUCUGCCCCGCUGCUCCAGCUGUCCUGCUCCGACACCCGCCACAUCGAGCGCAUGGACUUGUUCCUGUCACUGCUCUUCGUGCUGGCCACUGUGCUGCUCAUCCUGGCCCCCUAUGCCCUCAUUGUGGCUGCGGUGCUGCGCAUCCCCUCUGCCAUGGGGCGCCAGAAGGCCUUUUCCACCUGCACCUCCCGCCUCACCAUGGUGGUGCUGGGCUAUGGCAGCACCAUCUUCAUCUACGUGCGGCCAGGCAAAGGCCACGCCACACACCUCAAUAGGGUGGUGACCCUGAUGAUGGCAGUGGUGACCCCUUUCCCCAACCUCUUCAUCUUCACCUUCCAGAACGAGAAGGUCAAGGAGGUCAUCAGAGAUACGGCCAAAAGGGUCCUCGUUGGAAGCCUGGCAGGCCAGAGUUGA
Trichechus manatus latirostris (Florida manatee) is the source of this 1089-nucleotide messenger RNA. RefSeq names its product olfactory receptor 6V1-like. Gene Ontology annotation, cellular component: membrane. Gene Ontology annotation, biological process: G protein-coupled receptor signaling pathway. The transcript has a single exon. Gene Ontology annotation, molecular function: olfactory receptor activity; G protein-coupled receptor activity. Lineage: Eukaryota; Metazoa; Chordata; Mammalia; Sirenia; Trichechidae. The record is from RefSeq and is a predicted model, not a curated record.